Messenger RNA from Arvicanthis niloticus (Nile rat), 1495 nucleotides. It is a transcript of the gene Ascc1, whose product is annotated as activating signal cointegrator 1 complex subunit 1. Gene Ontology annotation, molecular function: RNA binding. Gene Ontology annotation, biological process: regulation of DNA-templated transcription; DNA alkylation repair. The record is from RefSeq and is a predicted model, not a curated record. NCBI's taxonomy places the organism in Eukaryota, Metazoa, Chordata, Mammalia, Rodentia, Muridae. Gene Ontology annotation, cellular component: nucleus.
CUCAGUCGGAGGAAAUUGCCUUUGCAUACGCCCGGCGCGGGGGAGCCUCCAGGGUCUCUUUCCACCCUCUCAGUUAGUCCUGGCAGGACUUUACUGGAACGUCACUUGGAGACAGUGUCAUGGACGUUCUACGCCCACAGCUUGUGACAUUCGAUGGACGGAAUUAUAGAAAGAAUCCCAUCCAGGAGAAACAAUACCAGCAUGAAGAAGAUGAGGGUGUCUAUCAAGACUCCAUGGAAUACUCUGAUGAGCCCUGCGGCGCCUAUGAGGUGGCGCAGACCCCUCACGGCUUCCGGGCCACUGUCAGUGCCCCCAGCCUGCUCUACAAGCACAUAGUUGGGAAGAGAGGGGAUACCAAGAAGAAAAUAGAAGUGGAGACUAAAACGUCUAUUAACAUUCCUAAGCCCGGACAUGAAGGACAAAUCGUGAUCACUGGUCAGCAUCGAAAUGGUGUAGUUUCAGCGCGGACGCGGAUCGAUGUUCUCCUGGACACAUUCAGGAGGAGGCAGCCUUUCACUCACUUCCUUUCCUUCUUCCUCAAUGAAGUUGAAGUUCAGGAGCGAUUUCUGCAGUUCCAGGAGGAAGUGCUGAAGAAGUGCUCCAAGGAUCGUGGGGUUGAUAGUACCAUUUUUCAGAAUCCCAAAAAGCUUCACCUAACUAUUGGGAUGUUGGUACUUCUAAGUGAACAGGAGAUCCAGCAGACGUGUGAGAUCCUGCAGCGUUGUAAAGAAGAAUUCAUUAAUGACAUUUCUGGAGGCAAACCCCUGGAAGUAGAGAUGGCAGGAAUCGAAUACAUGAAUGACGAUCCUGCUAUGGUGGAUGUUCUUUAUGCCAAAGUCCACAUGAAGGAUGGCUCCAACAGGCUGCAGGAACUGGUUGAUCGCAUGCUGGAGCGAUUUCAGUCCCUGGGACUCAUUGUGAAGGAGUGGACCAGUGUGAAACUGCACGCCACGGUCAUGAACACACUGCUCAGGAAAGACCCCAAUGCUGAAGGCAGGUACAAUCUCUACACAGCAGAUGGCAAAUAUAUCUUCAAGGAAAGAGAAUCCUUUGAUGGCCGGAACAUUUUAAAGACAUUUGAGAACUUCUACUUUGGUUCCCUGAAGCUCAAUUCUAUUCACAUCUCCCAGAGGUUCACGGUGGACAGCUUCGGGAACUAUGCCUCCUGCGGACAUGUUGAUUUCUCCUGACGUGGGAGAGCAGCGGGGAACCGUGACCGACUGAGACCAUCGGGAGCCCAGCAGCCUGGCAGCAUGGUGGCAGCAGGCCCUUCGGCCUCCAGUUGACUGGCAGAGGAGGGCACUCCAGCCAGUGCUCCUCCCUCCUGGUUCUCAUCCUCCUCCUCAUCCUUGGCUUCUGUUCUUCAUUCCUCACCUUCCACCCCUCCUUUCUGUGAGUCUGCUCCUCGGCUCUGUGGUGUGAUCACGGGGCUGUGGAGAGUUGCUUCUCUGUGAGAUGGCAUAGACCGUCUGCAAAUAAAUGAGCUUCUCAGGUG